GGCUCACCCUCCAUCCCCUUCCGUUCUCUUCCCUAGACCUUCACAGCCUGGUGCAACUCCCACCUUCGGAAGGCUGGCACUCAGAUUGAGAACAUCGAUGAGGACUUCCGGGACGGGCUCAAACUCAUGCUUCUCCUGGAGGUCAUUUCAGGGGAGCGGCUACCUAAACCCGAGCGGGGCAAGAUGCGUGUGCACAAGAUCAACAAUGUGAACAAAGCCCUGGACUUCAUCGCCAGCAAGGGGGUCAAGCUAGUGUCCAUCGGGGCAGAAGAGAUUGUGGAUGGCAAUGCAAAGAUGACCCUGGGAAUGAUCUGGACCAUCAUCCUCAGGUUCGCCAUCCAAGACAUCUCUGUGGAAGAGACCUCUGCCAAGGAAGGGCUCCUCCUCUGGUGCCAGCGAAAGACGGCCCCAUAUAAAAACGUCAACGUCCAGAACUUCCAUAUCAGCUUCUGGAGUGGAUCCGACGCACCAUCCCCUGGCUGGAGGACCGCGUGCCUCAGAAGACCAUCCAGGAGAUGCAGCAGAAACUGGAGGACUUCCGAGACUAUCGGCGUGUUCACAAGCCCCCCAAGGUGCAGGAGAAGUGCCAGCUGGAGAUCAACUUCAACACCCUGCAGACCAAGCUCGCCCGCACCAUCAAUGAGGUAGAGAACCAGAUCCUCACCCGAGAUGCCAAGGGUAUCAGCCAGGAGCAGAUGCAAGAAUUCCGGGCAUCCUUCAACCACUUUGACAAGGACCAUGUCGGGGCACUGGGGCCUGAGGAAUUCAAGGCCUGCCUCAUCAGUCUGGGCUACGAUGUGGAGAACGACCGGCAGGGCGAUGCUGAGUUCAACCGAAUCAUGAGUGUGGUCGACCCCAACCAUAGCGGCCUCGUGACCUUCCAAGCCUUCAUUGACUUCAUGUCAAGAGAGACCACAGACACAGACACAGCCGAUCAGGUCAUUGCCUCCUUCAAGGUCCUGGCAGGCGACAAGAACUUCAUCACUGCCGAGGAGCUGCGGAGAGAGCUGCCCCCCGACCAGGCCGAGUACUGCAUCGCCCGCAUGGCGCCCUACCAGGGCCCUGAUGCCGCUCCUGGUGCCCUCGACUACAAGUCCUUCUCCACAGCCCUCUAUGGGGAAAGUGACCUGUGAGGCCCUCAGACACCCUGGUCAGACUCCCUCAGCCUCCCGGAGGGGCUGAGGAGCCCUGCCCCAACCCUGACUCUGUAUCUAUGCAAAGAGCUCUUUGUGGUCCUUCUAAGGGGGUCAGGCAGGAAGGGGCUAGGCAGGCCUCUCUUUCUCAGUCUUGCAGGGGAGGGAGGCUUAGAGAUCAGCACUUCUGGUCUGCUAAAUAUAUACAUGAUGCUAAAUAUAUAUGAUGUGUUGUGGGUUUUUAACCUGUAUGCAGGGGACAACGGACCCUGGGGCACCCUCUGUGUCCUAGAGACACCUUUCCAAACCCGGGUCCCCUCCUUUGCCCCUGAGGCCCCUUCAGGGCCUCUCACAUCCAGGCCAAAGCCCCAUGUGCCUUGUCCAGGGACCACCUGCCCUGCAGAGUCCAGCAGAGGGCACCCCAGCUCCCCUGCACCAGACGCCAGUGGCCCCUUUCGCCCACGUCCCUGCCUGCCCCUUUGUUGAUUACCAGGAGCAGAGGACCCUGUUAUCCCCCCCUCUGCCUCAAGAGUGCUGCUGGGGCAGCCAGCCCCAGCCCAUCUGGCCUCCUUUCAUCUGGGCUCUAGGUCUCAGAUUUUCUAAGGACCAAAACCAACAAAAACACAAAGAAUGGAACAGAAACAAAACAUCUUUAAAAACUUAUUAAAAAAAAAUCCUAUAAAAAUGAAAACCUCCCAGAGAAUUACUAUUUCCUUUAUUAACUUACGGAUUUAUUCUAUAAAUAUAUAUCCAUCUAGCUGCAUAUCUCCGCCACCUCUCUUUCACUCGUAAUGAAGACAUAGUUGAUUCAGUGCCCUCCCAGCCCCUCCUGACCCUCCCCUUGUUUGCGGUGGGCAGGGGUCUCUGGGGACCUCCUGAGGUGGAGGUGGGCUGCUGGCCUGCCUGCCUGGUAGUGAGUGGAUGGGUUUCUCCCUUUGAGUUUAUUCUGAUUGAUUUUUAUUUUCUUGGUUUCUGGAUAAACCGCCCUUUGGGGAUGGGAGAAUAAAACAUGUAAUAUUUUUCAGAAGGA
Molecule: messenger RNA, 2163 nt
Organism: Cricetulus griseus (Chinese hamster)
Lineage: Eukaryota; Metazoa; Chordata; Mammalia; Rodentia; Cricetidae
Source: RefSeq, a predicted model, not a curated record